Ceratotherium simum simum (southern white rhinoceros) is the source of this 948-nucleotide messenger RNA. Its product is annotated as olfactory receptor 52H1-like. The record is from RefSeq and is a predicted model, not a curated record. Gene Ontology annotation, molecular function: olfactory receptor activity; G protein-coupled receptor activity. Gene Ontology annotation, biological process: G protein-coupled receptor signaling pathway. Lineage: Eukaryota; Metazoa; Chordata; Mammalia; Perissodactyla; Rhinocerotidae. Gene Ontology annotation, cellular component: plasma membrane.
AUGGUCCUUUACAACCUAAGUAGCUACAACACAGAUGCCUUCACCCUUUUGGGCAUCCCUGGACUUGAGCAGUACCAUGUCUGGAUCAGCAUUCCCUUCUGCUUUAUCUAUUUUGUGGCCAUUGUGGGCAAUAGUAUCCUUCUCUACCUCAUUGCCGUGGAGCAUAGUCUUCAUGCACCCAUGUUCUUUUUCCUUUCUAUGUUGGCCAUUACUGACCUGACAUUGUCUACCACAUGUGUCCCCAAAAUGCUUACCAUCUUCUGGCUUGGUCCCCAGAAGAUCAGUUUUCCCGGUUGCCUCACCCAAUUAUUCUUUCUGCACUACAGCUUUGUCUUGGAUUCAGCUAUACUGUUGGCAAUGGCGUUUGACCGCUUUGUGGCCAUCUGCUCACCCUUAAGAUAUACCACUAUUCUGACCCCCAGGACUAUUGUCAAAAUUGUUGUGGGACUUUCCUUUAGAAGUUUCUGUGUUUUUGUUCCAUGUGUUUUCCUUGUAAAUCAUCUACCCUUCUGCAGGACACAUAUCAUCCCUCAUACAUACUGUGAGCACAUAGGUGUUGCCCGGCUUGCCUGUGCUGACAUCUCCGUCAAUAUAUGGUAUGGGUUUUGUGUUCCCAUCAUGACGGUGAUUACAGAUGUGAUCCUAAUUGCUGUCUCCUACACUCUCAUCCUCCGUGCUAUCUUUCAGCUCCCAUCCCGUGUUGCCCGUCAGAAGGCUCUUGGCACCUGUGGUUCCCAUGUCUGUGCUAUCCUCAUGUUCUAUAUACCAGCAUUCUUCUCCAUCCUUGCACAUCGCUUUGGGCAUAAUAUCCCCCAUACUUUUCACAUUAUGUUUGCCAACCUCUAUGUAAUCAUCCCACCUGCACUCAACCCUAUUGUCUAUGGAGUAAAGACCAAGCAGAUCCGGGGCAAAGUCAUUCUUCUGCUCUUUCCUAAGGGGUCCCAGUGA